AUGUCCAAUAUCUCGGACAACGAUAUUUUUGAAAAUCGCUCGGUCUGCAAUUUCGGGUCCUAUCAAGAUAUUCCCAGUCCUUUGGAGGAGCCUAUGGAAUCCGAUACGCUUGGUGUUACAACUUCAUCGCUCAAUAGCCUGCCAAUCGGCUGCCAGCUGAAUGCUCUGAGACAGCUACGGCAGCCUCGCGCUACAGGUGACCUCAGCGACCCUUCCCAAUCUCGGUUGGCUACAGUGACUUUGCAAGAACCGCAAGCUCUCUGGGAACUAGUCAACAUCUUUUUCCAGGAAUUUGAAUCCUAUUUUCCAUGUCUUAACCAGGCCGUCAUAUAUGAGCGACUGUCAAUGGUUCUUUCCUUGCACGGAUAUGAGCAUGGAAACCAUCGAAUUGUGAUAGGUCCUGAACAUUGCAAGAUCAUCGCCAUUCUGUUGAACAUGUUAGCCUAUGCUGAGUCUCUUACCCGCCCUGUUGAAUCUUGCAAGCCCCGGCCAGUCCCGCAGAGUUACUUACAAGGGCUAAAGCUGAUGCAAUAUUUCAACAAACUUCACGAAGCUGACCUUGGAACGGUCAUCUAUCACACUACUUCGUCCGCUUUUCUUCUGGAGAUGUCGAUGCAUCACAUGGCCCUUCAGAGCAUCACACAAGGAUUCCAGAUUGCGUUAAAAAUCGGGCUCAACAACCAAACACUGUGGCCGAAUGAUGAUUCUGAUCUUGUAUCUCGCCAGGGUCUGUGGUGGACACUUUAUUUCCUUGACAAACGCAUCACGCAAAAAUGCGGCAUCACGUAUUUUCUACGUGAAGAUGAGAGUGCUGUGAGUGAUUUUAGCAAACUGAAGAAUCAUAUGGGUUCAAGCAAGUACGACCUUUUACAGAGCUUGAUAUCAUUCAGCCGCUUGUGGGCUUACAUUUGGGAUGGCUUCUUUUCACCCCAAGCCCCGAAGGUUGAUGAUUGGGGGGAAUCACAGAUGAUGGAUACGCGGAUUGUUCUUUCAUAUCGGCAAGUACCGCCGAACCUUCACUGGAAAUCGUCUAAGGUCGCAGAGUAUAUGUGCUUGGAAGGAGAGACACAAAUUCGCCAGAGACUUAUUGUAUUUUUGCGGUUCCAAUCCCUUCGUUUGAGUAUUCGCCAUAAACCUCUCACAUCUACUGAACAUGAUAUCGAGCGUCGGCAAACAUCGGUUUCAAUUUGUGAAGCAAUUAUCGAAGCAAUUCAAAGCUAUAUGACCAUGACCACUUCUUUGAGGCCAUCUGGGUAUAUUCUGACCACCUCCCUGGUCGAGAUUCUGUACCAUAUCGUUCCAGAAGAGUGUGAUCCAAAGCCUAUAUUUUCAGUUGAACUUCUGAAGGGGAUGGUGUGCUCUGCUAGUCAACUUCUUCAAACGCUAUCAAAUUCUGUCGCGACGGCAUCCCACGUAUAUCAAUAUUUACGGGAUCUUCUACCACCCUACGAUAGGUUCAGACCCCUUGACGGAUUGACUGCAUCUCCACCGAGCCAGAACGGAGCAAAUCAAAAAGCUCAUUUGGACUGCUCUGCGGAUUUGGACACUCUCUCUGAGACAUUUUGGAGAACCAUUGUGGAUCGACCAGGGCAAGACAGGAGUCCAGCUGGCAUACACUCAGAGCCCAAUAAUCAGGGCUUUCUGCCUUUUUCUAUGGCAAUGUCCAAAAAUCCUGCGACCGACUGCUUGCCAUUCAAAGUGGAUGACUUCCAGUGUCAACUUCUGAUGAACAUGGAUCUGGAAGAUAUAGCGUUCAAAGCCCAACAUGCACUUCCUAUGGACUAUUCUACCACCCACUUUGGGGGAGAUCUUUUGUAA
This is a messenger RNA of Penicillium atrosanguineum, 1818 nucleotides long. RefSeq names its product fungal specific transcription factor domain-containing protein. Lineage: Eukaryota; Fungi; Ascomycota; Eurotiomycetes; Eurotiales; Aspergillaceae. Bases 1 to 1818 code for a protein of 605 amino acids. The transcript is spliced from 2 exons. The record is from RefSeq and is a predicted model, not a curated record.